Molecule: messenger RNA, 1280 nt
Organism: Saccoglossus kowalevskii
Lineage: Eukaryota; Metazoa; Hemichordata; Enteropneusta; Harrimaniidae
Product: bifunctional arginine demethylase and lysyl-hydroxylase JMJD6-like
Molecular function (GO): 2-oxoglutarate-dependent dioxygenase activity
Source: RefSeq, a predicted model, not a curated record
AUGGCGAUGGAGCAGAAGCAGGAAGUAAAACGUCGCUUCGCACAAAUCAAGCAAAAGGCUAUUUCUUUGGGAUUGACACCCCGAGAAAUUGCACGCUUAAAGUCGUUGAAGGAAUUGAAACCCGAAAGGUCUAAAAUUGUGUCAAUAUUACUGGUGUUUGUCGUAGCUGUGGUUGCUGUUAUCACUUUCUCGGCGUUUUCACUGGCUGCAGCCUUGAAGCUGGGUGUUUUAGAAUAUGAGGGUUUUGUUGAACUUUGGUUUGAUUUGCGUGACUUGACGAUGGAAGAGGAACCGUGCAUAGUAGAUAACCCAGAAUAUAUACAGGACAUAUUUAGACCACCGAUCAAUUGCGAUUUGUGUAAGAACGUCACGGAAGUGGGGAAAGUACGCAACCUUUCCGAAGAAGAGUUCAAAAAGUUGUAUGCUUACACGUCACGGCCAGUUGUUGUUCAAGAUGGAACCAAAGGUUGGACAGCUCCCCAGGUGUUCAGUUUUGAGUUCUUCCAGACAAUAUAUUCACCUGACAGUGAGGCACUGCAUAGAGUGGAAAAGGACUGCCAGUUCUUUCCUUACCAAACAGAGUUUUCGCUUUUAAGUGAAGUUUUUAACAUGAGCAGUGAACGGGCGAAUUUAUCGGACGGCUCUUCACCGUGGUACAUUGGAUGGAGUAAUUGUGAAUCGUCUGCUGCCAAUGCCUUGAGAAAACAUUACGACAAACCUUAUUUUAUACCGAGUGAUUCUGAGUCAAGUAAAACAGAUUGGAUUUUUAUGGGGAGUCCUGGCUAUGGAGCUCACAUGCACGUUGAUGCUGUCGGUUUCCCAUCAUGGCAGGCACAGGUCAAAGGUCGCAAACUGUGGACCAUCCAGCCUCCACCUGAGUGCUACUUUGAAUGCAUUGAUUCCAUUCAGAUUAUUGUAGAACCUGGUGAGAUUAUUGUCUUGGAUACCGACAGAUGGUAUCAUUCUACUCUGAUUGUAGGGGAUGAAAUGAGUAUUGCAAUUGGUUCAGAAUAUGACUAACCUGUUACCAUGACAACAUCACAGCCACAAAUGAAGGCAAUCUCCAAUAAUUAUGUGAUUAUUCCUGUUCACUGAGAUUUAUAUUAAAUUUAAAUCUGGUUUGUGUGAAUUUCAGAUCCGUGCAGUUCAUUGAAUUGCUGUGUUUAUUGCUUAUCUAUGCUAGUUUUCAGUUAGCUUUUUAUUUUAGCCGGCAUUUGAUCACCAUUGUUUACAAUAUCCAUGUUGAUAUCUUGGGUCCUAUCAUCAUUAUUGUACUACAG